UCUGCAUAUCGCAAGCAUCAUCAUGAUUUUGGAACUUUUAACCUGGGCAGGCUACAUAUUUAUUACCCUUCUCGUGGGGGUGGUAGCAUCAGGGGUUAUUUAUACUCGAUGGCACUAUGGAGUUUUAGAGACCACGGAGGGCCUUCCAGCCUUGAUAAAGCCAUAUUUCGUUGGGGGAAGUGAUCCCUUCUUUUACAAGGGGAUUUGUUGUGAAGAGGAUAUAAAACGUGUCAAGAUGUACGGUCCUAUUUUUGGGAUGUACGAAGGAAGGGCUCCACAUAUUUACAUAACCGACCCGGACCUUAUUCGAUUGAUUUUUAUUAAGGACUUUGACCAUUUCCAAAAUAAACGAAUGUAUGACGAGGGGCAUGAAUUAAUCAAUGAUAUGAUGGACAUUCUUCCAUACGAGAAAUGGAAAGUGGUUCGAACAUAUUUUUCCCCUCAACUCACAACCGGAAAGAUUAAGACGAUGAGUUAUCAAAUGCUCGACACGAUUCACGACUGGAUGGACAAGCUGAUUAAAAAGGCUGACGGCCAGCGCUGUAUAGUUAACCCCAAAAUAGAUUUCACCUCAUUGACGCUCGAUGUCAUAGCGCGUUGCGCUUUCGGGACAAGGAUCAACGUUUUAGAUGAUACAAACGACCCUUUCUUCCGCUACGUGAGGAAAUUAACGCUUGAUGAUGAAGAACCCAGCUGGAUGUUUAGUUUAGUCCAAAUGUUCCCCUUCCUGGUCAAAAUGGAACCGGUUUUUCCCCUCGAUGCCAUCAACUUUUUUGGCGACCUCUUGAAAAAUAUCCUCUCCACGCGAAAACAAAGUGGACAACGUGCCAACGACUUCGUCGACGUGAUGAAUGACAUGAUCGACAAGUGCAAAACGGAUCCAGACUAUGGCCGAUUGGGCAUCACACCAACGACCGCGAUGUGUCAGGCGAUGGCGUUUUUAUUCGCAGGCUUCCAAACCACGGCAGAAACGUUGACUUUAAUGGCGUUCAGAUUGUCACAAAAACCAGACAAGCAGGACAAGCUUAUUCGAGAAGUGGACGAUUUUUAUGAGCGACACGACGGAAAAAUUGAGCAUGACCAUGUCAGCGAACUUGUCUAUUUGAACGCCUGCAUGAACGAGACGCUCAGAAUGAACCCGGCAUUAAUACGACUGGAACGUGACUGCCAGAGUGAUUGGACUCAUAAAGGAACGGGGUUGAAGGUGAAGAAGGGGACGACAAUUCAAGUUCCCGUCUUUGCUGUGCAUUUCGACGAGAAAAACUAUCCCGAACCGUACGAAUGGAAACCGGAGCGAUUUUUACCCGAAAACAAGGAUGCUUUGAACCCAUACGCGUUCCUUUCUUUCGGCCAAGGUCCACACAACUGCAUCGGGAUGAGGUUUGCCAAGGAGGAAAUUCAAAUGACGAUGGCCUCCGUUUUGAAACAUUUCAGAUUCGAGGAUACCGAAGGAGCUAAAUUGAAGAUGAAACCGGGACGUUUAUUUUUAAAUAAUUAUGAGCCUUUCAAGUUGACCAUGGUCCCAAGGAAGUGAAUCUUAAUUGUUUUUCACGCGUAAAUAAAUAAAAUUAGUGCAAA
Messenger RNA from Folsomia candida, 1578 nucleotides. Its product is annotated as cytochrome P450 3A24-like. The coding region runs from base 23 to 1534 and encodes 503 amino acids. The transcript is spliced from 7 exons. The record is from RefSeq and is a predicted model, not a curated record. Gene Ontology annotation, molecular function: monooxygenase activity; iron ion binding; oxidoreductase activity, acting on paired donors, with incorporation or reduction of molecular oxygen. Lineage: Eukaryota; Metazoa; Arthropoda; Collembola; Entomobryomorpha; Isotomidae.